GAUUCCCUUGUCACCCAAAACCUUAUCUGCAAUUCCCUCCUUUUCCUUGUCAACCACCCUGCAAUUUCGUCGCUAUUUUUCUUUUGCUGAAUUCUAACAGGCACUGUAUGUUAUUCUUUAUCUCUAGAAUCCUCUGAAAUCAAGCAUAUGGCAGCGUUUAUCUCCUGCAACUGUUACUCCUCUCUUGCUGCCGCCAAAUUGGUUUGCCCCGCAUCACCUACGAAUCGUAUCCGCUUUGUGAAUGGUCCGAACAGUAGUUCGUGGUGGACUAGGCGGUUAGUGCCCAAAUGUUCUUCCAAGAAGCUUGAACGGUGUCAGCCCCAAAUUGAGAAGAAAGGGAGGUUUUUUUCCUUGAAGGAAUGUGCAAUCUCUAUUGCUUUGGCAGUUGGGUUGGUAACAGGAAUGCCAGCAUUGAAUUGGUCCCCUAAUGCUUAUGCAGCCAAUCCUGCGUUGCCUGAGUUAUCUGUGUUAAUAUCUGGGCCGCCAAUAAAGGACCCAGGAACUUUGCUGAGAAAUGCUUUGCCAAUUGACAAUAAGGCUAUUAGGGAAGUACAGAAACCACUUGAAGACAUAACUGACAGCCUCAAGAUUGCUGGUGUCAAGGCACUUGAUUCUGUUGAAAGAAAUGUAAGGCAGGCAUCACGAGCAUUCAAGCAAGGGAAAACUUUAAUCAUUUCGGGAUUAGCCGAAUCAAAGAAGGACCAUGGAGUGGAACUGCUGGACAAGUUGGAAACUGGAAUGGAUGAGCUACAACAAAUUGUGGAGGAUAGGAAUAGAGAUGCAGUGGCACCUAAACAGAAGGAGUUGCUUCAGUAUGUUGGAGAUGUUGAAGAGGAUAUGGUGGAUGGCUUUCCAUUUGAAGUACCUGAAGAAUAUCAAAACAUGCCUCUUUUAAAGGGGAGAGCAGCUGUGGAUAUGAAGGUCAAAGUCAAGGACAAUCCCAAUCUGGAUGAAUGUGUGUUUCAUAUAGUACUAGAUGGCUAUAAUGCUCCAGUAACUGCUGGGAAUUUUGUGGACUUGGUGGAAAGGCGCUUCUAUGAUGGUUUGGAAAUCCAGAGAGCGGAUGGUUUUGUUGUUCAAACUGGAGAUCCUGAAGGCCCCGCAGAUGGCUUUAUUGAUCCUAGUACUGGGAAAAACCGUUCAGUACCAUUAGAAAUCAUGGUUGAAGGGGAGAAAACACCUUUCUACGGAGCAACCUUGGAGGAGCUUGGCCUUUACAAGGCUCAAACAAAGCUUCCGUUCAACGCAUUUGGAACCAUGGCAAUGGCCAGAGAUGAGUUCGAGAAUAACUCUGCGUCCAGCCAGGUAUUCUGGUUAUUGAAAGAAAGUGAGCUCACCCCUAGUAAUGCCAACAUAUUGGAUGGUCGAUACGCUGUGUUUGGUUAUGUGACAGAAAAUCAGGAUUACUUGGCUGAUCUCAAGGUUGGUGAUGUUAUAGAGUCAAUUCAAGUAGUCUCCGGCCUGGAUAAUCUCAUAAAUCCAAGCUACAAAAUAGCUGGCUAAACCUUUUUGUAGUACUAUUUCAGUUGAUGAUGUAUUCUUUUGUGAAGAAACUGAAAGACAAGACAAUCUCACUUUCAUUGGAGCAUAAUAAGAUACAAUCAUGCAAUAAUUGUUUGUUUUAUUGGAAGUGGGGGUUUUGUAUGUGUAAAUUAUCCAAGUCACGGUAGAAUUCGAACUUUCAAGCUCAAAUACAGAAUACUCUUAACA
Molecule: messenger RNA, 1710 nt
Organism: Rubroshorea leprosula
Lineage: Eukaryota; Viridiplantae; Streptophyta; Magnoliopsida; Malvales; Dipterocarpaceae
Source: the annotation of a GenBank genome assembly